Molecule: messenger RNA, 549 nt
Organism: Penicillium verrucosum
Lineage: Eukaryota; Fungi; Ascomycota; Eurotiomycetes; Eurotiales; Aspergillaceae
Exons: 2
Coding region: 1-549 (182 amino acids)
Source: RefSeq, a predicted model, not a curated record
AUGUCUUCUACCCCUCAAUCCUUCCGUGAGAUCAUCGGGAUCCCCCGCUCCUCAGCUUCCCCGCAGGACUCAACCCUCAUCAUUAUUGACGCCCAGAACGAAUACGCCACAGGCGCCCCUCAAGACGGAAAAUCCGGUAACGGCAAAAACAUCGUACACGUCGUACAUGAGGUGCCCGAAGGCGCACCCGUAUUCACGCCAAACACCCCCCUAGCGCAAGAGUUUGAGGAACUCACCCCUCAAGGCGAAGAGAAAGUGGUCACCAAGAACUUUCCUAGCUCAUUCGCAAAGACCGAUCUGCAUGCCUAUUUGCAAGGUCUAGGCGAUGUAGGAAAGAAAGUCGUGUUGGUUGGCUAUAUGGCGCAUGUCUGUGUCUCCACCACUACCCGAGCGGCUGCUGAGCUUGGAUAUGAUGUGCUCGUCGUGAAGGAUGCAGUUGGUGACAGGGAUAUCCCUGGUGUCAAGGCCGAGAAUUUGGUGUCUGUUGUGUUGGGUGAGCUGGCGGAUGGGUUCGGGACUGUUGUCUCCGAGAAAGAUAUUCGUGCAUAG